This is a messenger RNA of Symbiodinium sp. CCMP2456, 410 nucleotides long. NCBI's taxonomy places the organism in Eukaryota, Dinophyceae, Suessiales, Symbiodiniaceae. The record is from the annotation of a GenBank genome assembly.
GCACCUACUACCCGCCGUUUCCCGUUUUAGGCCUCGCUAGCGAUGGCGGGCAGAUUUUCCUUAGCUGCGGUGGUGGUGGAGCGACGGCCGCCAAAGAAGUCCCCAAUGUCGUGCAGGCACAUCGCUAUGAUGAGACGACUGGACAGAUGAGCACCAUCGCAUCCUUGGACACCGCCAAAAGUGUUGUUGUGGCGCUGUCCUAUGCACCGGCGUUGGAGUUGUGGUUGGGCUGCGUUGGGCGUGGCUGCAAAGUUUUGCAGCUCUCGGUCGAAAAGAACACCCUGACAGAAGUCUGCGAGUGGGAAACGGAGGAGACCGGCAAGCCCCCUUCCACGAACGUCGCGAGGUGCUCUCCGAACGGCCACUUGGUGGCUACUGGCGGCACCGAUGGCAUCGUGCGGAUAUUCGAG